Messenger RNA from Myotis myotis, 2239 nucleotides. RefSeq names its product POU class 4 homeobox 3 (gene POU4F3). The transcript has 2 exons. The coding region runs from base 73 to 1089 and encodes 338 amino acids. Lineage: Eukaryota; Metazoa; Chordata; Mammalia; Chiroptera; Vespertilionidae. Gene Ontology annotation, molecular function: DNA-binding transcription factor activity, RNA polymerase II-specific; RNA polymerase II cis-regulatory region sequence-specific DNA binding. Gene Ontology annotation, biological process: regulation of transcription by RNA polymerase II. The record is from RefSeq and is a predicted model, not a curated record.
CUUGGAGCGCGGCGAGCGAGCGAGAGGAGCCCGAUCCAUGUCCCUCGCUGCCUCCCUGCUAGGCGCGCGAAGAUGAUGGCCAUGAACACCAAGCAGCCUUUCGGCAUGCACCCGGUGCUUCAAGAACCCAAAUUCUCCAGCCUGCACUCCGGCUCCGAGGCCAUGCGCCGAGUCUGUCUCCCAGCCCCGCAGCUGCAGGGUAAUAUAUUUGGAAGCUUUGAUGAGAGCCUGCUGGCACGCGCCGAAGCUCUGGCGGCGGUGGAUAUCGUCUCCCACGGCAAGAACCAUCCGUUCAAGCCCGACGCCACCUACCAUACCAUGAGUAGCGUGCCCUGCACGUCCACUUCGUCCACCGUGCCCAUCUCCCACCCGGCCGCGCUCACCUCGCACCCGCACCACGCGGUGCACCAGGGCCUAGAGGGCGACCUGCUAGAGCACAUCUCGCCCACGCUGAGCGUCAGCGGCUUGGGCGCCCCCGAGCACUCGGUGAUGCCAGCGCAGAUCCACCCGCACCACCUGGGCGCCAUGGGCCACCUGCACCAGGCCAUGGGCAUGAGUCACCCACACGCCGUGGCGCCUCACAGCGCUAUGCCCGCAUGCCUCAGCGACGUGGAGUCGGACCCACGAGAGCUGGAGGCUUUCGCCGAGCGCUUCAAGCAGCGGCGCAUCAAGCUGGGGGUGACCCAGGCGGACGUGGGCGCGGCGCUGGCCAACCUCAAGAUCCCAGGCGUCGGCUCGCUCAGCCAGAGCACCAUCUGCAGGUUCGAGUCUCUCACUCUCUCGCACAACAACAUGAUCGCGCUCAAGCCGGUGCUCCAGGCGUGGCUGGAGGAAGCCGAGGCCGCCUACCGAGAGAAGAACAGCAAGCCCGAGCUCUUCAACGGCAGCGAGCGGAAGCGCAAACGCACGUCCAUAGCGGCGCCGGAGAAGCGCUCGCUCGAGGCCUACUUCGCCAUCCAGCCUCGGCCCUCAUCUGAGAAGAUCGCGGCCAUCGCGGAGAAACUGGACCUUAAAAAGAACGUGGUGAGGGUCUGGUUCUGCAACCAGAGACAGAAACAGAAACGAAUGAAGUACUCGGCUGUCCACUGACUGCGGCGGGGCUCAGCCUCUGGGGGCCGGGAAAGCUGUGUUCGUCCCGGGGGGGACGGGAACGGGGGACUCCAAGACGUCUUCUGGCAGGUCAGCCUCUCUUCACCGAAGCCACAGACUUUCCCCUUUAUCCCACCCGGUUGUCUCCCGGCCUUCCCUUUCUCUUUUUCCCAUUCUAAUCCCACCAGAAAAGUUUUGGCACCCAGGAAAAAUUCACGAAAGGCCAGCCUGGAGGGACUUGUGCUGUCCGUGGUGCUGAAAACCUCCCUUGCGCCCUGGACUGCGCGACUUCAGGGCAGGAGCCCAAACGCAGGGGUUAGUGAAUUGGACCGACCACACGACUCUGCGGUGAAGGGGCCACAUUGCUAAGCUCGACUAGGGAUGGGAAGGAAGUGAUAAAUAAUAAUACAAAGUCAAACUGGGGCACGAAGAUGUACUGGAGAUUUAUUUAGAUUAUAUGAAAUUAUGUAUGUUUCCAAAGGAUAGCCUUAUACUACUCCCUUCCCCACCUAAAUUUUAUCGAUCUCAUUCUUUGGUUUGCUGUAAGUUCUCUAAGGUAGCAUGGAUUAGUUCAGGGAAAUUGUGCGGGGAGUUGCCGGGCUCUGAGUGGUUCUCCAUGUAGGUCCUACUCCAGAAAAGGGCCUACAUGCUGGGGUGGCUUAGCUAUUUGCAAGCAGCAGUGGACACCUGCUUUGGUCCAUCCGCUGGUAAUUACCGCCUGCUGGAGAGCCAGGGGUUGGUAGGGUUCCGGACUGACGGAUAGCGUUGGACCCCAGCUCGCUAAUCCAGCCAGACUCCCAGCGCACUGUAGAGGCGGCUGCUUGAAAGUAAUUGUAAUUUCUCCGAGUCAUAUGCAAGUCCUCCCAACACAUCUAACCUCGUCACCCUUUCAUUGUUGUUAUUGUUAGCAUCUUUGUUUCCCAUUAUUUAUUUAACGUCGCUUCUUUUCAUCCCCCUUAUAUGAGUGCCUCUCAGUGGAGAUUCACUUAUAAUUUUGGGUGGAAAGAGGGGCCAGACCGCCGGCCUGGAUCCUUCUCACUUCACUCUCUCUAGCCCCAUCACAUUUUAUCUUUCGUUGCUUCAUGUAAUUUGCGUGUUGCUGUGUGGUCUUUGGUUUCGUUCUCUGAACAGAUACAAAUAAAAUAUUAAG